AUGGCACCGACGAUAUGCGAGAUCUGCAGAGAAUCGCGGGCAGCAGUGAUCCGCCCGAAGAACUCGCAGAAGAUCUGCAAACAAUGCUUUCUGUCCGUAUUCGAGGCCGAGAUUCACGACACCAUCGUGAGUAACAAACUGUUCCACCGCGGAGAACGUGUUGCCAUCGGCGCAUCUGGCGGCAAGGACUCGACGGUUCUCGCUUCGGUCUUGAAGACCCUGAACGAACGUCACGACUACGGCCUAGAUCUUGUGCUCUUGUCCAUCGACGAAGGGAUCAAGGGUUAUCGAGACGACAGCCUUGAGACGGUGAAGCGGAAUGCCGUACAGUACGAAAUGCCCCUCGAAAUUGUCGGAUACGAUCAGCUCUAUGGGUGGACAAUGGACCAGGUCGUCGCCCAGGUAGGCAAGAAAGGCAAUUGCACCUACUGCGGUGUAUUUCGCAGACAGGCGUUGGAUCGAGGGGCUGCAAAGUUGGGCAUCAAACACGUCGUGACUGGUCACAAUGCUGACGAUGUUGCUGAAACCGUCAUGAUGAACCUGCUUCGUGGCGAUCUCCCCCGACUUGCCAGAGCGACUUCUAUCAUGACCUCCAGUUCUGCGAGCGAGAUCAAGAGGAGUAAGCCACUAAAGUAUGCGUACGAGAAGGAAAUCGUUCUCUAUGCUUACCACAAGAAAUUGGAUUACUUCAGCACAGAGUGCAUUUACUCGCCAGAGGCGUUUAGAGGGAGCGCUAGAACGUUGAUUAAAGAUUUGGAAAAGAUUCGACCCAGCAGCAUAUUGGACAUUGUGAGGAGUGGAGAGGAUAUGGCCACGCUUGUGCCCCCUGAGUUAGCCAGUUCGACAUCUUGUGGCGCAGAAGGUGAUGAACAGACAAAUGGUUGUGGCGGGCAGAACCAGACCAGCGACUCCAUGGUCCGAUUGGAGAAGGAUCUGACCGCCAACGAAGCCGCGGCCGAACGCGAAACAGAAAUCCGGGCGCCUCAGUUAGCGGUGCAAACGAGCAUUCAUGACAAGAAGCGUCGAGGACGCCGGAAAGUGGUCAAACAGGUCAUGGGCCAAUGUGAGAGAUGUGGUUAUCUAUCCAGUCAAAAAGUCUGCAAGGCUUGUUCUCUGCUGGAAGGGCUCAACAAGAGCCGGCCGCGCACUGCCAUUGAGGUGGGAAUUGAAGAAGAAGAGGGAAGUACGACGUUGAUGAGGCAGACUGCCGGGCUGGCCAUCUCUGCUGGCUGA
Molecule: messenger RNA, 1233 nt
Organism: Fonsecaea multimorphosa CBS 102226
Lineage: Eukaryota; Fungi; Ascomycota; Eurotiomycetes; Chaetothyriales; Herpotrichiellaceae
Product: cytoplasmic tRNA 2-thiolation protein 1
Exons: 1
Coding region: 1-1233 (410 amino acids)
Biological process (GO): tRNA wobble position uridine thiolation
Cellular component (GO): cytosolic tRNA wobble base thiouridylase complex; mitochondrion
Molecular function (GO): tRNA binding
Source: RefSeq, a predicted model, not a curated record